AGUCUUGAAGAAAAUAUAAAUAUAUAAUUGUUAUUAAUUAGAAAAUUAAAAAUAUUAUUAUUAAGCAUUGUUGUAUUUUUCAAUAAUGUCAGAAGAAAAAAAAGAAGAUAAAGUUUACACACCACCUCCGAGGAAAACGAUUCCUGAUGAUCAGGGUGAACUUUGGGGACAUGAUCUGUAUCCUGAAAGGCGAAAAUUAAAGCAGAAAAAUGUUGUCAAUACAUUAAUGAUGAAGGAAGGCAAAGAAGAGCUUGAUAAAUAUCACUGUGAAAAACUUGUAUAUAAAUGUGUGAAGAAACAUCCACUAGUUCAAUUAAUGACUCGAGCUUUGAAAGCUUCUGGCUGUCCAAUUGAUUUACGAAGGCAUUUAUCCUGUGAAGAAUGUGAUCCCUCGGUAACUGGAGGUUACGAUCCGGAAUUGAAUCAAAUAGUAGUUUGUCAGAAUAAUUCUAAAAUUGAAGGGAUCAUUGGUAGCGUUUUAACUCACGAGAUGAUUCAUAUGUUUGAUUACUGUCGUAAUAACUUGGACUUUAAAAAUCUUGACCAUUUAGCUUGCACGGAAAUACGUGCAGCUAAUUUAACUUACUGCAGUUUUUUAAGUGCUUUUAUUGAUGGUGAUGCAUCGCCUUUUAAUAUGAAGAAGAAACAUCAAGAGUGUGUCAAAAGACGAGCCAUGCUGUCUGUACUGGCUGCCAGAGGUGUUACGCCGCAAGAAGCUACCGCUGCGGUUGAAAGAGUUUUUACUAGAUGUUAUAAUGACAUGGAGCCUAUUGGUAGGAGAAUAAAACGUAAUACUGGUGAUAUGGACAAAGCUUUGUAUGAAGCAACACUAUUUGGUUAUGAUUAACUUUAUAAGUUAAUUUAUUUACUGUAGUGUAAAAAUGUUUUAAAAAAAUUAUUUGAUUUGUAAACAAUAAAA
Messenger RNA from Cotesia glomerata, 919 nucleotides. Its product is annotated as mitochondrial inner membrane protease ATP23 homolog. Lineage: Eukaryota; Metazoa; Arthropoda; Insecta; Hymenoptera; Braconidae. The transcript is spliced from 3 exons. The coding region runs from base 86 to 847 and encodes 253 amino acids. Gene Ontology annotation, biological process: mitochondrial proton-transporting ATP synthase complex assembly; mitochondrial protein processing. Gene Ontology annotation, cellular component: extrinsic component of mitochondrial inner membrane. Gene Ontology annotation, molecular function: metalloendopeptidase activity. The record is from RefSeq and is a predicted model, not a curated record.